ACAACUGACUAGGUGACUGACUGCACAACAGUCUGCGUCAAUAUGAGAGGUACAACUGUUAUUCUCCUGCUUAUUGAAAUUACUUUCAUAGCGUUUUUAACACAAAUAUCAGAAGGUAAGAAAUUCGAUGCCGAAAUAAAAGAAGAAAAUUUAGACUACUAUCUCAGGAAUGUUUUUAAUUUUACAAGAAGCUACGUAUCUAUCAGUAAUAAGGAGAUUGUACGAAGCUACAUCCAAAAUAAAUUCGAGGAUUUAAAAUCAGAAAGAAUAUUGACUUUUACUCAAAACUUUACAUAUACAUCUGGCGAAAUUAAGGACACUGGUAAGAACUAUGUUUUAUUGAUCAAAGGAGAAAACUAUGGUAAAGCUAGUGAUGAAGUUUUGGUUGUUGGUGCUCAUUACGACUCACAAAAGAACACACCAGGUGUUGAUGAUAAUGGAUCUGGAAUGGCAGCUCUUUUAGAAAUGGCAACAGUUCUUAGUAAAACAGCGUGUAAGAAUAUUCAUACCAUUAUUCUAGUUGCUUUCGAUUAUGAAGAAUUUGGUCUCGUUGGUAGUGAGAAUUUUGUAGAUCAAUGGCUUUUACCUGAAAUUUUAAAUAAGCAUAAUUCCACUCUACAAGUGGCUCUUAUUCUUGAGACAAUCAUGAAUUACAACGACACAUCUAACUCGCAAUCAUUUCCCCCGAAUUUUAAUCAGAUGGCGCCAGAUACUUACGCUCAUUUAACGAGGAAUGACUUUAAAGGUGAUUUUUUAACCUUAAUAGGCAGGAUAGAUGAUAAAUCACUAGCUAUGGAAAUUAUCGACGAGUACGAUAUAGACGGGAUUAUAAAUUCUAAUUGUUUGAAUAUAACAAUUCCAAUAAGCGGUAAGCCUUCUCUAGGACAUCAGAACCUAUUUGCAGAUUUCUUUAGAAGUGACCAUACGUCAUUUUGGUUAAGAAACUUGAAUGCAUUAUUCAUAACUGAUACAGCAAACUUUAGAGGAAUAAUGGAAUUAUGUUAUCAUAAUACGUGCGAUAAUGUCAAUACGAUGAUAAAUUCAAAUAAUCUAAAAUUUCUCUUAAAGAAUACCCGAGCCCUAACAAAUUUCGUUUAUUCCAAAACUUAUGCAAAUAAGGAAUGCGAUGGGAAGGAUGGAUCGAGCAACAGCACAAGAAAUUUACAAUCUACAUUUAUCAUCUUGUUAUCGUAUUUUCUAUAUCACAUUGCUGUAGGAAAACAAUAGAAAAUACCUUAAUGACUAUUUUUCGUUUUUUGAAAUAUAUGCAAAGUGUAGUUUACCAUUUACAGUUCUUAUCUUUUCUCCGUUUUUCUACUUGAACAAUAGAUGGCGUAUUAGUAACAUAGUGAUUUAUUUUUGUUAAAAAAGGUGGCGUCUCCAAAAUAGAAUUAGAAGAGAAAAUUCUAUAGUAAAUUAUAAUCAUACAAUAAUAAUAUAUAGAAAGUAUAGUCUGGUUAGGCAAUUUGGUGUAUGCUAUGCAUUUAUUGAAAUAGCAAUUAGUUUUAUUGAUAAAAAAGAAAACGCUUUUUGCAGUAUUUAAGUUAUAUACAUUUAGCAGUUUUUGUUUAUUGUUUGAUACAUUUAUUUAAUUAAUUGCAAUAUAUGUACAUAGUUAGGGCUGUAGGAUGAUAGGCAACGAGAAAAAAUAUUAUUAUAAUAUCGAUAUAUCUUAAAAAUUGCUCUUUUGACUAUCUAUUUGUCGG
This is a messenger RNA of Dimorphilus gyrociliatus, 1706 nucleotides long. The record is from the annotation of a GenBank genome assembly. Lineage: Eukaryota; Metazoa; Annelida; Polychaeta; Dinophilidae.